Molecule: messenger RNA, 630 nt
Organism: Yamadazyma jaroonii
Lineage: Eukaryota; Fungi; Ascomycota; Pichiomycetes; Serinales; Debaryomycetaceae
Source: the annotation of a GenBank genome assembly
AUGCUUGCUGAAGAUCCAUUAAUUUCAGAAGAAAAACAGAGAUUUUUAGAAGAAACGGAAAGAAUGAUUAGGGAAGUCCUCAACAACAAUCAGCCAUACACGGCUGUAAUUGAGAGAUUACAAAGAUUGGAAGAUGAAUUCCCUAGAAUCAGAAGUGCUAUGGAUGGAUUCAGAAGAUCACAAGAUGAACUCAGAAGUACUGUGGAAGAAUUCAGAACAAGUAUUGUGGAAGAAUUCAGAAGGUCACAAAACGAAAUUCGUGCUAGUUUGGGUGCUCUUGAAGAUAAAGUAUCUGGUCAAGUAACUGAAUUAAAAGCAGAUUUCACUGAAUUAAAAGCAGAUUUCACUGAAUUAAAAGCAGAUAACACUGAAUUGAAAGCCGAAGUUUACAAAAUCACAAAUUUCAUCGAAGACUCUGGAAAUUCGUGGAGAAGAAGAUCAACUCUUAUCAUCUGGAACGCAAAUGGAUUCGAAUCCAACUACCCAAGAACUUUAAUUGCCCUCCAAAAUCUGAGUUUAGAUGACAUUAAUGUCAUCUUGCGUCAGUAUGGAGUUCCAACUGGAGAAACUCGUAGAAGGACCAAGCGGGUAAAAUUAAGAAUCCUUGAAAGAUUCUAUCGUGAGGCAUGA